AUGGCGGACCAAAAAGAGUUUCCAGAUCAACGGACGAAUGAAGAAUGGAGAGCAGUGUUAACUAAGGAACAAUUCCACAUCCUCCGUAACAAAGGCACCGAACCCGCUGGGAGCGGUGAAUACAACAAACACUCCCCUGCAUCAGGCGUCUACGAGUGCGCCGGCUGCGGCGCCCCGCUUUACAAGGCCUCCCACAAAUUCUCGUCCGGUUGCGGUUGGCCGGCAUACUUUGACUCGAUCCCUGGUGCCGUGACGCGCAAGGAGGAUCGGUCCUUUGGCAUGAGCCGCACGGAGAUUAUGUGUUCGAACUGUGGGGGGCAUUUGGGACAUGUUUUCAAGGGCGAAGGAUAUCCGACGCCCACAGAUGAAAGGCAUUGUGUUAAUAGCAUUAGUUUGAGGUUUACGGAGAGUGAGGCGAAGGCGAGGGCGAAGGAAGUUGAGGUGGAGGGGGGAAGUAAAUAAGUUGGUAAUUUGGACGAUUUAUGAUUUAUGAAAUGUACUCGUCUUUGAGUGUGAGAUUACAUUUGGAGUAGAGGACCAUCGUGGUAGCGUUUGUUUGAGUCGUUUAUUUAACCAUUUGAAAAUGGACAUUGGAAAGGAAG
Molecule: messenger RNA, 602 nt
Organism: Histoplasma capsulatum G186AR
Lineage: Eukaryota; Fungi; Ascomycota; Eurotiomycetes; Onygenales; Ajellomycetaceae
Product: peptide methionine sulfoxide reductase msrB
Exons: 2
Coding region: 1-462 (153 amino acids)
Biological process (GO): response to oxidative stress; protein repair
Molecular function (GO): peptide-methionine (R)-S-oxide reductase activity
Source: RefSeq, a predicted model, not a curated record